Messenger RNA from Staurois parvus, 600 nucleotides. The record is from the annotation of a GenBank genome assembly. NCBI's taxonomy places the organism in Eukaryota, Metazoa, Chordata, Amphibia, Anura, Ranidae.
AUGGAGAAGACACCCAGUUAUUUUGUCACCAAUGAGGCUCCACAGCGGAUCCACUCAAUGGCCAAAGACACUAAACUUAUUGUGGUGGUCAGAAAUCCAGUUACCCGUGCCAUAUCUGAUUAUACUCAGACUCUUUCCAAGAAACCGGAAAUUCCUACAUUUGAGGUCCUUGCCUUCAAAAACAGGACCCUGGGAUUGAUUGAUGCUUCUUGGAGUGCACUGCGAAUAGGCAUCUAUGCUUUGCAUCUAGAAAGCUGGAUGCAAUACUUUCCCCUUUCCCAGAUACUUUUUGUCAGUGGAGAACGUCUCAUCACUAACCCAGCAGAAGAGCUGGCCAAAGUCCAAGACUUUUUGGGUCUACAACGGAUUAUCACAGAUAAACAUUUUUAUUUUAAUAAAACCAAAGGCUUCCCAUGCCUGAAGAAGCCGGAAGAUACAGGAGCUCCCAGGUGCUUGGGAAAAUCCAAGGGUCGGACUCAUCCCAAAAUUGACCCUGAUGUCAUCCAGCGCUUGAGGAAAUUUUACAAACCUUUCAAUGCUAUGUUCUACCAAAUGACAGGACAAGACUUUCAGUGGGAAAAAGAAGAACUAGAAGGUUAA